Abrus precatorius (Indian licorice) is the source of this 2438-nucleotide messenger RNA. RefSeq lists its product as uncharacterized. Lineage: Eukaryota; Viridiplantae; Streptophyta; Magnoliopsida; Fabales; Fabaceae. The transcript has 15 exons. The record is from RefSeq and is a predicted model, not a curated record. Gene Ontology annotation, biological process: DNA damage response. The coding region runs from base 43 to 2232 and encodes 729 amino acids.
AGUUUAGUGGGGAGUUGACAGAAUAACCGAAGGCUGAAGACGAUGAACAACAAGGAAGACAUUUUCUACGAUGAAUGGGAUGACGCCAUGCUCGACGAGGUGUUUAAAGUCGAAGAGACUACCCUUUCAUCAAUCACAAAACCACCCUCCAACUCUUCUUUUUCUUCCUUCUUCCCUCAACAAUCGCAUCCUCCUACGUCCGUCUCCGUUCCUUUCUUCCACGCUUCUUCCUUCUCUCCUCCGCGAGAACUCUCUCAGAGAUCCACCGCUGAAACCCCCUAUUCCCCUUCCAAUAAAGACCUCGAAAUUGAGCGGUUAAAGAGGGAACUGGGGCGUGCAUCAAAGGAGAUUGCAAAUCUGGAAAAGGAGUGUCUCAAGUUAAGGAAAGAAAGAGACAAGAAAGAAGAUCAUGCCAAAUUCAUAUCUUCCAGGAAUGAAGAAGAUAAUGCUUGUACUAAAUGUUCAAAGAGUAUAAACAAGGAUUUUGGAACUCUUGCUCCCGACAACCAUAAAAUCUCUUCAAAAUUUCAAAAUGGAGUAUCUUCAAAUAACCCAACUGUUGAAACAACUUUUAAAGCUAAAGGAGUUGAAACAAACAUGGUUAAUCAUCAAGAUUAUCUAAGUGGUGAUCCGGCUGCUUAUCUUGACCUCUCCCAGAAAUUGUUGGCAAUAUGGGGAUCUCCAACUGACAAAAAGAUGGGAAGUAAUGCAAUAUCCAAGUUGCUUGCUGGUUGUCAAAGAGAUUUUCAUAUUCUUUUUGGCUGCAUGAACAUGAGUCUGCCCUCCGAAAUAACAAGAGAGUUAUUUACAAAUUUAAGCUCUUCAGGAGAAGCUUUGCAUUAUCUAAAGGAUUGUUUUCAUACUCCAGAAGCAGUGAAGGUGUCACAUCUUUACCUUGCUUUGACAAAGAUAGCUGAUGGAACAGAUGUGUUGGAAACUUUGAUUGACCCGUUGCUUGAUCUAUGUGGUACGGAAAAUGUUAUCAUUGUCCAUAGCUCUUUAUGUGUUCUGCAUAUGCUUUUGAAGCUCCUAAUGGAAUUGGAAAAGAAUUUUGGACGAAGGGACAAUGUCUUCAUUGAAGGAGUCUGUGUUGAGAAGGACCUUGUGGAUUCUGAUGGAUUGGAAGGUGUAAAAGAUGGAAAGCUUUUCAACGAAGGAAUACUAAGCAGAAAAGAGUGCUGGAACCAUCAAAUUUCCUUACAAACUCGUGUAAAUUGGAUUGGUCUUUUUGAGAUAAUGCAUCAAAUUGCCACGAGGAUCAUAGAAGAAAGUGUGAGAGUUGAGACAGUUUCUAUUAUGAAGCUACUCCUCCUGAGAUGUAAUGCUUACUUUGAGAGGGAGCAGUUUAGCAAGAAAACAGUUUUUAAAACUAUUUGUGAGUUGCUUAAGAAGGAUGCUGGGCUACCUGUUAAAAAGCAUGCUCUACGACUUCUGUACCUAGUUCUAAAUUGUCCAAAACUGUUGGUCACUUUCUGCUGUGGUUGCAAAGAGGGGGAUGAUAGCAGUGCUAUGAAUGACAAUGAAUCUGCUUCAGAUUUCCAAAAUUUUAAAGUCAUCCUUGAAGGACUGGCUGAUUGUGUAGCAUCUCAUAGAGGUGGUUUACUGCUAAACCACUGUUAUCAGCCACACACAGCUAUGGGUUAUCUUGUGCAUUUUUCUCCCAUGUGGAAAUGUUCAACAAAAUACCUCAAGCAGUUAAUCAGCCACACUCCUACAGCUAUCAAUUACCAUUUGAUUUACUGUUGCCUGUGGAAGGAUGUAGCAAAGGAGUUGAAAGUAAGCAGAAGUGCUAUUCUUGUGCUGGCAUUCCUGGCAUCAUCCGGACAACAGGGCUUUGAAAUUCUUGUUGGUCAUAGGCUCUCUAGUAGCGGGGUAAACUAUCUUAUGUUGAUUUUGCAAUUACUGGUAUCAGAGAUGGACCUUGAAGCUGGAGCAAAUGAGGAGCUGCCAGAAAUUUUCAGGGAGAGGACAUUUCUGAUACGGGAGAUACUGAUAUUACUUAACAGACUAGUGUCUAGUCCUUCAUAUUCUGCCACCGUCUUGCGGAGUCUAACGAACACUAGGGAUAUGGCUGGGUUGACAAUUGAUGUUGCAAGCAGAUUAUCUCGGAAAGGAAAGAAAAAUGAGGAGCAAGACAAUAUGGCAAAACAUAUAAGAGAAAUCGAAAUCGUUGACCUUGCUCUCCUAUUCAAGAAAAGGGUAUUCACAUAUUUAGGUGAUGGCUUAUCAUGAAAGCGUCCUCUUUGUUAAAAGGGUAUUCACAUUUAUGCAUGCAUGCACGUAUGCAUGUAUCAUUCUACUCAGGUUGGAGGAACUGAUACUGAAAUGGUGCCGAGUAGAUAGGCAGCAAAGGCACGCUAAUCUUUUAUGACGAGUUUUAGCAAUCGUGCCUGGGAAUAUUUUGGUUGGCUCGAGAAAUAUAUCUUUUAUUCAAAAUU